UCAAGAUCCAGCCCAUAUUAUGGCUGGCAGUGGGUCUAAAUCAGGACCAUCGAGUGGGUUUUCCAUGAAAUCGCAGCUUCAAAUCACUGUUAUUUCAGCAAAAUUAAAAGAAAAAAAUAAAUGGUUUGGACCUAGCCCUUACGUGGAAGUCUCAGUGGACGGGCAGUCAAAGAAGACAGAAAAAUGCAACAAUACAAAUAGUCCGAAGUGGAAACAGCACCUUACAGUAAUUGUCACUCCUGUAAGUAAAUUAAACUUUCGAGUCUGGAGCCAUCAAACGUUAAAAUCUGAUGUUCUUCUGGGAAGUGCAGCUCUGGAUAUUCGUGAGACUUUGAAAUCAAACAGUAUGAAACUUGAGCAGGUAGUGGUGACAUUGCAUCUUGUUGGUGACAGAGAACCAGCAGAAGUGGUAGGAGACUUGUCUGUCUGUCUAGAUGGGAUGCAGGUAGAUCCUGAGCUCCUAACAAAUGGUGAUGCCUCAAGUACAAGAAGUCCUACACAGAAUGAUAGCUCCAAAGUAAAGAAUGAUACACGGACUAACUCAAAUGGCCUUGAAAGCUGUGAAGAUGCUGCUCCCAGUGAAAACAAGACUGUUAAUGGCAGUGAUUCUCCAUUACUCACAAAUGGAAACUGCAAACCUUCUCGACCUCCCAGGCCUUCUAGACCACCUCCACCCACUCCCCGCAGACCCACGUCAGUACCUGCGAGUGUAAAUGGUCCUUCAUCCACAUCCACAGAAAGUGAUGGGGCCACUGCAGCACCAGUGGCAGGUACAGCUGCAAAUACGUCUUCAGAACAGAGCCCUGAGGGGGCAACAGCAGCAACAACAGCUCCUGCAACCACUGCGCUCACCACACCUCCAGUAUCAAGACAAGUCCAGCCAGUAAAUCCUCCACCUCAGGCACUUACUACAGUCAGCCAAGGUCCUCUUCCACCUGGUUGGGAGCAACGAGUAGACCAACAUGGUCGAGUAUACUAUGUAGAUCAUGUUGAAAAAAGAACAACAUGGGAUCGACCAGAGCCUCUUCCUCCAAGCUGGGAGCGACGAGUUGACAACAUGGGGAGAAUUUAUUACGUUGACCACUUCACUAGAACAACAACGUGGCAGAGACCAACAUUAGAGUCUGUCCGAAAUUACGAGCAGUGGCAGCUUCAGCGCAGUCAGCUUCAAGGAGCUAUGCAGCAAUUUAAUCAGAGGUUUAUAUAUGGGAACCAGGACUUCUCAUCCACACAGAACAAAGAGUUUGAUCCUCUUGGCCCUCUGCCACAUGGAUGGGAAAAGAGAACUGACAGCAAUGGCAGAGUGUAUUUUGUCAAUCACAACACACGAAUCACUCAGUGGGAAGAUCCCAGGAGUCAGGGUCAAUUAAAUGAGAAACCCUUACCAGAGGGCUGGGAAAUGCGAUUUACUGUGGAUGGUAUUCCAUAUUUUGUGGAUCACAAUAGAAGAACCACUACAUAUAUAGAUCCCCGCACGGGCAAGUCUGCUCUAGACAAUGGACCCCAGAUAGCUUAUGUGCGUGAUUUCAAGGCAAAGGUCCAUUAUUUCAGAUUCUGGUGUCAGCAACUGGCAAUGCCACAACACAUAAAGAUUACAGUGAGCAGAAAAACAUUAUUCGAGGACUCAUUUCAACAGAUAAUGAGCUUCAGCCCUCAGGAUCUACGGAGACGUUUAUGGGUUAUUUUCCCUGGUGAAGAAGGCUUAGAUUAUGGAGGUGUUGCAAGGGAAUGGUUCUUUCUAUUGUCACAUGAAGUUUUGAACCCAAUGUAUUGCCUGUUUGAAUAUGCAGGGAAAGAUAACUACUGCUUACAGAUAAACCCAGCCUCUUAUAUUAAUCCAGACCAUCUGAAAUACUUCCGAUUUAUUGGAAGAUUCAUUGCCAUGGCUUUGUUCCAUGGGAAAUUCAUUGACACUGGUUUCUCUCUGCCGUUCUAUAAACGUAUCCUAAACAAGCCAGUAGGACUCAAGGAUUUAGAAUCUGUUGACCCAGAGUUUUACAACUCUCUCAUCUGGGUAAAAGAGAAUAAUAUUGAAGAAUGUGGCUUGGAAAUGUUUUUCUCAGUUGAUAAAGAAAUUCUAGGUGAAAUCAAAAGCCAUGAUUUGAAGCCAAAUGGUAGCAACAUUCUGGUCACAGAAGAAAACAAAGAAGAAUAUAUUAGGCUAGUAGCAGAAUGGAGACUUUCCCGAGGUGUUGAGGAGCAGACACAGGCUUUCUUUGAAGGCUUCAAUGAAAUUCUGCCACAACAGUAUUUGCAGUAUUUUGAUGCUAAGGAACUGGAGGUGCUUCUAUGUGGAAUGCAAGAAAUUGAUCUGAAUGACUGGCAGAGGCAUGCCAUCUACAGGCACUAUACCAGGACCAGCAGACAGAUAGUAUGGUUCUGGCAGUUUGUGAAAGAAAUAGAUAAUGAGAAGAGAAUGAGACUCCUGCAGUUUGUUACUGGAACAUGCAGAUUACCAGUGGGAGGAUUUGCUGACCUCAUGGGGAGCAAUGGACCCCAAAAGUUUUGUAUUGAAAAAGUUGGAAAGGAAAACUGGUUACCUAGAAGUCAUACCUGUUUCAAUCGUUUAGACCUUCCACCCUAUAAGAAUUAUGAGCAAUUGAAGGAAAAGCUGUUGUUUGCAAUUGAAGAAACAGAAGGAUUCGGGCAAGAAUAGCUAAAAUUUGCACCUUGAAGAAUGUGAACUCAACACAAUGU
Messenger RNA from Pterocles gutturalis (yellow-throated sandgrouse), 2697 nucleotides. It is a transcript of the gene ITCH, whose product is annotated as itchy E3 ubiquitin protein ligase. The record is from RefSeq and is a predicted model, not a curated record. Bases 20 to 2656 code for a protein of 878 amino acids. Gene Ontology annotation, biological process: protein K29-linked ubiquitination; ubiquitin-dependent protein catabolic process; protein K48-linked ubiquitination. Lineage: Eukaryota; Metazoa; Chordata; Aves; Pterocliformes; Pteroclidae. Gene Ontology annotation, molecular function: ubiquitin protein ligase activity; protein binding. The transcript is spliced from 23 exons.